UCGAAGAUAUCCAGAUUCUCGCGGAUCUUCCUUUCAACUCUUCCUCUCUCUUCCUCUCUCUCUCUCUCUCUCUCGAAAAUUUCUCGUCUCUUGCUUUGCUUUGCUUUGUUUUGCAGUGUGUUAUUUAUAUUAUUGGUUCAAAUAUGAGUGUCACCCAAUUUGCCAUGGUGGAGGAGUUGGCUUUUCUUGUGAGGGAUAAUCUUCCUUGCAAGCAUCUCGUGCUUUCCAUGGAAGAGGCUUUGGUUAACUUUCUUCAGGAUGAUACCUGCGCAGAUGGAAUCCUGGAGUUGGAGCCUAUGGAUCCAUAUAGUCGCCUUCUCCUGCAUCGCCUGGCAGAUAUAUUUGGAUUUGCUCAUGUGUCUGUUGGUGAAGGAGAUGAACGACAUCUAAUUUUAGAGAGAUGCCCAGAGACAUCAAUACCUUCUAUCCUUGUAAGUGACAUUUUGUUUCAGCAUGAAGAAUCUCAGCCUCUUACAACUUCACACCAAUUAUUGAGGAGAAACAAUGCUCCUCCAGUGUUGAAGGCAAAGUCACCUUCUUCCCUGACACUGGAGCAGAGAGAAGCAGCUUAUUUGGCAGCUCGUGAACGAAUUUUUUCAAUUGAUGUGGAAGAGAUGAAAGAGCCUCAGAAGCAGAAGCCACGAAGUGUGCCUGUGGUUGCCCGUCGAAUGAUUGCUCAUGCAUUAGGCCAAAAAAUAAGUCCAUGGAAUCAAGAUGUUUCUAUUAAGAAUUGCAAAGGAUUUGAAGCGCAAACCACUGAAUUGAAUGUUCAAGACAAGGAUAAAAUUGAUCUCAAUUCUGGUUUGGAAGAAUUUAACGAAGCCAGGGUCCAGCCUGGGCAAGAUAUCAAUCCACUUGGUAAAGGUAGCAAUAACCAUGACUGCAAUGCUUCAUCACCUGCUCAGAGGAAUUUGCCUCAUGACGCAGCUGGAAAGAGUUCUACUAAUAUCAGCACAGCUUGUAAUGGAUCAAGCAGAAAUCGGGUCAAGGAGUACUCAAAAGAGGAACACAUGGGAGCUGCAAAGAGGAUGUUUGCUAAUGCAUUGGGACUACAAUCAGCCAAAGGUGGUCUUAUGAGGUGCAGUGCUGCAAAGCAACCUGACUUGGAGUGAGGUUAAAUAGUUUUUCCAUGUUAAGGAAUUGGUUUUCUUCUUUCUGUUGGAUGCAUGUCGGGAGCUCUCCAGUUUUCAACGUCAAUAACCUGCUUGUUUGAUGGCAUGGAAGCCCAAGAGCUCUUGAUGCAAUGUUUUCAAAGAGCGGCAGAACAAAAGCAUCAAGAGGUAACAGGUGGAUUUUUGCCUCUGCAUUCACUCGCAGGUAAAGAAUGGCUAUUCCAAGAGUAUUGUUUGGAACCAUGGUGAAGACAGUGCAGCACACAACAUGAUAUGAUGCUUUCUUAUUGUGGAAGAGCCAUGUGGUUGAUGUAGGAGCUGCCUUCGAUUGUUUUGGUCAGCUUCUUCCCAAAUGUGCCAUAUUCAAACUUUAAUACUCGGUUGUCAUUGGCGUUGUAUUUAUGGUAUAUGGUGGUGUUAUCAUCAAACAUAUAAGCGGUAUCUGCGCGAAGGUGCAUAUGAAAUGGUAGAAUUCCCUACGUGGUCUAGUCGAUGUUAAUGGAAUGGCAUCAGUUCUUGGCUGCCACUAUUUGUAAUUGAUAUUUAUAUAAAGCGUUUAAAGAAGCGAAUGUUAUUAUAAAUUUGGCCA
Molecule: messenger RNA, 1701 nt
Organism: Manihot esculenta (cassava)
Lineage: Eukaryota; Viridiplantae; Streptophyta; Magnoliopsida; Malpighiales; Euphorbiaceae
Exons: 6
Coding region: 144-1112 (322 amino acids)
Molecular function (GO): nucleic acid binding
Source: RefSeq, a predicted model, not a curated record